AUGAGGCACCGCUACUUUUUCACUGUGUUCGUCAUUCUUUUGAAGAGUGAAUUGUACAACUCAGAAGAAUCUGAGUACCUGCAUCCAGGGUUGCCUCAAUUGGAUAUUACUUGCGAAGGAGGGGUAAAGAUUGCGGUUGGAAAUGAGCUGUCUCCUAAAUCCUGUCCGACUAAGCCAACCUUGAACUGGAAUUCAUCACCAAAUGAACUCUACACUGUCAUUAUGAUGGAUCCUGACGCUCCUUCUCGUAAGGACCCUUUUCUUCGCGAUUACCUUCACUGGUUAGUGGUGAAUAUCCCUGGCAGUCAUGUGAGGAACGGCAAUGAGCUCAUGCCUUUCAUGAGGCCACGUCCGCCUUCGGGAGCAGGUUUCCACAGAUAUCAUGUUCUUCUUUACAAGCAGCCCGGAAAAAUAUCUGCGAAGGAAGUUGAAGCAAGAGCGCAUUUUGAUACGCUCAAAUUUGCCAUGGAAAAUGAGAUUGGAAAGCCAAUCGCUGGGAAUUUUUUCAAGAUGCAAACAUGA
Molecule: messenger RNA, 522 nt
Organism: Necator americanus (New World hookworm)
Lineage: Eukaryota; Metazoa; Nematoda; Chromadorea; Rhabditida; Ancylostomatidae
Exons: 7
Coding region: 1-522 (173 amino acids)
Source: RefSeq, a predicted model, not a curated record